AUGAACAGGCGUCUUGCCUGUUUGACACUUAUUCUGCAGCCUUUGCCUCAACCCCAACAACCCCCUCCCCCACCCAACGGCGGCCUCCUCGCCUGGCUCCACGUCCACGGCGGCUUCGCCCUCUUCCUCAACACCUGGGGCCUACUGAACACCUUCGGCGUCUUCCAAACGUACUUCGCAACCAGCCACCCAAGCACCUCCCCAAGCGCCAUCGCCUGGAUCGGAUCCACACAAGCCACACUCCUCCUCCUCAUCGGCGCAAUCACCGGGCCCAUCUACGACCGGGGCCACCUGCGCUCCCUUUUAGUAUCUGGCACGAGUUGCAUAUUCCUCGGCCACAUCUUCCUCCGCCUAAGCACUGAAUACUACCAAGUCCUCCUCUCGCAAGGCAUUUUGAUUGGCCUCGGCGCCGGCAGCCUCUUCGUGCCCUGCGUCUCCGUACUCCCCAGCUAUUUCAGCACGCACCUCGGCCUAGCACUAGGGCUGGCCGUCUCCGGCUCCGCCGCGGGGGGCAUCAUGUACCCGAUCCUGCUGUACCGACCACUACCGCGGGUGGGGUUCGCGUGGUCCGUCCGGAUCAUGGGCUUCGUUUCGCUGGCCACGCUCGCCCUGCCCCUCGCCGUCAUGCAGCAACGAACAAAACCCCCGCGGGCGCGGGCGCUCCUCGACCGCGCGGCGCUCCGCGACCCCCACUACUGCCUCUGCGUUGGGGCGUCGCUGCUCGCAUUCAUGGGCCUAAAAUUGGCGUUCGAUAUCGUGCCCAUCCUCAACGCGGCCUCGUGUUUCGGGCGCACGGUCCCGAACGCGUUGGCGGAUUGCGUGGGCCCGUUGAAUUUGAUUGCGCCGUGUUGUUUGGUCGUCGCGGGGUGUUUGUUUACUAUGGUCGGGGUGGACGGGGUGGCGGGGUUCUUUAGUGGGGCGUUGAUCGGGUUGCCGCCGUUGUCUCUUGUCUGUCUGACGAAGGAGAGAGCCAUGAUUGGGACGAGGAUGGGGAUGGGGUUUGGGGUGAUUGGGCUGGGCGUGUUGGCGGGCGGUCCGGGGGGUGGGGCGAUUCUGGGGGAUGGUUCCGAAAAAUUGGAUUGGACGGGGCUGUGGGUGUUUGGCGGGGUGAGUGCGGGGGUUGGGGGGUUGUUUUAUGCUAUUUUACGCUGGUUGAGGGGGGGUUGGGGGUGA
Molecule: messenger RNA, 1173 nt
Organism: Aspergillus japonicus CBS 114.51
Lineage: Eukaryota; Fungi; Ascomycota; Eurotiomycetes; Eurotiales; Aspergillaceae
Product: MFS general substrate transporter
Exons: 4
Coding region: 1-1173 (390 amino acids)
Biological process (GO): transmembrane transport
Cellular component (GO): fungal-type vacuole membrane
Molecular function (GO): transmembrane transporter activity
Source: RefSeq, a predicted model, not a curated record